Hylaeus anthracinus is the source of this 1989-nucleotide messenger RNA. It is a transcript of the gene Rbsn-5, whose product is annotated as rabenosyn-5. The record is from RefSeq and is a predicted model, not a curated record. Lineage: Eukaryota; Metazoa; Arthropoda; Insecta; Hymenoptera; Colletidae. Bases 137 to 1666 code for a protein of 509 amino acids. Gene Ontology annotation, molecular function: metal ion binding. The transcript has 7 exons.
GUUCAACAUGGCCGCUCGCAAAACACACUUUUUGUCCACAGUCGAAGAAACGCCUACAAAUGAUUAGUAUCGUAUCUUGGAUAGAAAGAAAUUACGAUAGAAAUUAGUGAAAUUUUACCCAGUAUCGCAUUUAACAAUGGCUGGUAGCGAGAAAGUUUUGGAAGGAUUUAUCUGUCCAAUAUGCAUGACAGAGUUUAAAGCUCCUAACCAGCUAACCAAGCAUUUCGAGGAUUGUCAUAACGAUGAUCCAGAGAUCUUGAAAUCACUCAAAGAUCUUUUUGGAAAAGCUAAAAAGAAGAUCCUGAAACAAGACGAAGUACCAGAAACGUUCUCGGGCCCCGUAACGAAAAAUAGGCAACGUUACCCAGAACUUAAUUGGGGACCUCAAGAAAUAGGUGCAACAAAAUCGUAUACAGCUUACUUUAAAGAAAUAAGGAAUGCAAGACUGGAACGAUAUUCUUUAGAAACUAAUAAACUUCUGAUAAGAUUAGAUAAAUUAUUAAACAAUUUACCAACUGAUCCUGUCGAUAGGAAAGCACAUGAACGGACUAUUGUACCAUGGAUAGAUGAAAAAGAUGUAAAAUUAUGUCCUACUUGCGCCAAGAGCUUUCAUGUUGCAAGAAGGAAACACCACUGUAGGCUUUGCGGAGCCGUUAUGUGUCACAAUUGUACAGUAUUUCUAUCUUUGCAAGAUGCGCGGAAAAUGACGAGUCCUGUAUCUGUGCAAGAUGAUUCCGCGGUAUCCCCUACUUCCGAACGACGAAUUUCAGAGCGCAUAGUACGCGCAGGUAUUGGUCUUACAAAAUUAGCCAGAUCACCGUCUAGCGGUAGUUUAAACAGCGUCUUAUCAUUGGUUAACGACUCGGCAGCUGGCGAACAACAUUUCAGAAUCUGUAUGCACUGUGCGAGUUUGCUUGACGCAAGAGAAAAACAAAAAGCAAAACAUUUCGAUAAGCCGAUCGUAUGCCAGUUCUAUGAGAAGAUGAAAGCAUACAUGAACGAAGCUUCGCAACACGUGCAAAUGUAUAAUAAAAUGUGGGAAUCUUUAAGCGAAGGGGAGUCUGUAUACAAUUUAGAAGAUGCCCAGACCUUGAGAGUUAAGAUCGCAAAGUUGGGCGAGAAUAUAGAUUUAAUUAGCAAAAGAAUUUCCGUACUGGGAACGAGAUGCGUAGAAAAUCCUCCGCAAGAACGAGAGCUUCAGUUGCAUCAGAUGGUUAGAGCGUCAGCUAUGAUAUUUCUGAAAGAAGAAUUGUUGAGCGUGCAAGCUUUGCCUACGGCGGAGAAGUACGCAGAGUUGCAAAGGGAACGUCAGAGACGAUUAGAUGCUAGAAUUGCAUACGAAAGACAACUAGAGGAAGAGCAAAGAGAGAAGUCGAAAGAACAACGUAGGAGAGAGACCUGGAAUACCGAGGGUCGACCUUCUGUAAAAGAAAAUCAGCCGGUAGUAGUGUUGAACCAAUCGCAAGGCUGGGGUCCUUCGAAUGUUGCUCCUAAAAUGCCUCCUUCAAUGGACCCUAUAAUCGAACAAAUGAGCAAUCUUCGAGCUUAUAUUAAACAAGCUAGAGAUGAUUGCAGAUACGAUGAAGUUGUCACUCUAGAGAGCAAUCUUAGAGAACUUCAAAGCCUCUACUUUACCAUGAAUCAAAGUAACAAUAGCGAUGGAUAGACGUACGGUACACAUGCAUUUCUUUGCACUGUAUUAUACUUCUUAUCGAAUUUAAUAAGACUUAUAAAUCCUAUUAAAUUGGAAGUUUCGCGUAUCGCUACAUCCAAUUUACGUAUUAUUGCACGAUGCGAUACAUGUUUCAAGGGUUCCUUUGCAUCGAUCGAUUUAAUUGUAUCGCAUCACCGAGAUGCUUCGCGAAACAGGUUUACUAUUGUAUAUAAAUGACGCUAAAGAAAGUAUAUCAUUUUUAAUAAUAAAGUUUAUAUUAGGUAUACAGAUAUCAAGAUAUAUUAAAAAAUAAAUUCUUACGAUACUCAUUUAUA